Gadus morhua (Atlantic cod) is the source of this 642-nucleotide messenger RNA. RefSeq names its product mitochondrial ribosomal protein S17 (gene mrps17). Gene Ontology annotation, cellular component: ribosome; mitochondrial small ribosomal subunit. NCBI's taxonomy places the organism in Eukaryota, Metazoa, Chordata, Actinopteri, Gadiformes, Gadidae. Gene Ontology annotation, biological process: mitochondrial translation. Gene Ontology annotation, molecular function: structural constituent of ribosome. Bases 111 to 551 code for a protein of 146 amino acids. The record is from RefSeq and is a predicted model, not a curated record. The transcript has 3 exons.
CCGUAGCUACGUCAUCCGAAUAAGCCAAGAGGAAAAGCAUGGAGGAUUCGUAUUGAAGUGUGACCUUCUGUAUUAUAAACAUUAACAUAGUAUUGAGAGGUAUAUCCACAAUGUCGGCCAAGCAGGCAUCAGUCCAUGCCAAGUGGAUCAUCGGCAGAGUGAUCGGGACCAAGAUGCUGAAGACGGCCAAGGUCCGAGUAACAAGACUGGUGCUGGACCCCUACCUCCUCAAGUACUACAACAAGAGGAAGACCUACUUUGCUCAUGAUGCAAUACAGCAAUGCACCAUGGGAGAUGUUGUUCUUCUCAAGGCCUUACCGGAACCACGGUCCAAACAUGUGAAACAUGAACUGGUCGAGAUUGUGUAUAAAGUAGGCAGGGUUGUUGACCCAUUUACUGGACUGAAAGUCGAAGGAACUCAGUUUCUGGAGCCUUUUGCUGACCUAGCAGACGACCUGGAUAAGAAGAUGUCAUUAUCAGAUAAAAUACCAGAAGUGGACUCUUCUGCCUCAUCCAGUACAGCCUCAUCCCUGGAGCCACGAACACCUUGAGCUGAAUUUCACUCAUAUUUUUUAUUUAAUCGAAUAAUGUUUAUGUUUGUCCAGCAUGAUGUGUGGUUCAUUAAAAUGUAAGCCAGCAGAG